CUGCCCACCUGGCCCUAUGGGAAGAUGUUUUGCACAAUGAGCAGCUCAUUCCAGAGGUAGCUGCAAUCGCUGUGGAUGCAGCAUUGCUUGAAGGAGUUCUGAUGAGGACCAAAGAGGAUUCCAAUUCAUCUGACGACAAGCUCUUGGGAGGGAGAUGGUUGCAGGUGAUGAGGCUUGUUUAUUGAGUCAUCAUGAAAUGUGCAAUAUUUUGCAGUAACUGCACAGCUCCACAGGAGACUAACCAGAGUUGAGACAAUAGCAGAGUAAGCUUCCACCACACUCCAUAAUACCAGCUGUGGUCAGACUCAGAUAUUCUGCUGAGAGAUCUACCUGCAUUAUGAAAAUCUGUUUUAUUUGUCCAUGAGAAAACAUGAGGUUUGGAUGUGGUGGCUUAACAGUGGAUGUCAGUGCUGUGUGUUCACUCUCCCCAGGGGCAGUCCUGGUGUGAUGGAUGUGCUCCCAAUAUCUGAGCAGAGCUCAUCUCUGGUGGUGAAUUAUGCUCCCUUUACAUUGCUCCCAUCUGUAGUACCAAGCACCAUCUUUGAACAAGCCUAUGCUGUUCAGCAAGAUUUUAACCUACUUGUGGAUGCUAUUAGCCAGAACGCGGAAUUCCUGGAACGCACUCUUGCUAGCACCAUCAAAGUGGAUAACUUCACAGCUCAUCUCUUUAAAAUCUACAAGCAAGUUCUGAAAGAAGGGUUGGCUCAGUCAGUGUUCUUAGGAAUAAAUCGCUCAGAUUAUAUGGUUGACCAUGGUGCAGAUGGCACUCCAGCACUGAAGCAAAUCGAAAUAAACACCAUUGCUGCCAGCUUCGGAGGCCUUACUUCGAGAACCACUGCUGUGCAUCGGCACAUAUUGAAUGUUUUGGGUAAGUCCAAGGAAGCUUCGAAGUUACUGGACAAUAAUCCAUGCCAAGGGAUUGCCUUGGGCAUUGCGAAAGCUUGGGAACUCUAUGGCUCAGCCAGGGCUGUGGUGGUGUUCCUGGUUGCAGACACCGAAAGGAAUAUUUUUGACCAACGCUGCAUAGAAAAUGAGCUGUGGACCAGGAAUAUCCGGGUGAUCCGGAGACGGUUUGAAGAUGUGUUUGAAAAGGCAUCGUUAGAUAAUGACAGGAGACUGUACAUGGAAGGCCAAGAGGUUGCGGUGGUGUAUUACAGAGAAGGUUACAUGCCAGAGAACUAUAACAAACAGAACUGGGAGGCACGGUUGUUGAUUGAAAGGUCCAAAGCAGUUAAGUGUCCUGACAUUGCUACCCAACUUGCUGGGACCAAAAAAGUUCAGCAGGAAUUGAGCCAGCCAGGAGUAAUGGAGAAAUUACUGCCCAGCCGGGCUGAGGCGGUUGCUCGGAUAAGAGCGACAUUUACUGGCCUCUAUUCCCUGGAUAUGGGCGAAGAGGGUGCUAAGAUGGUUGCAAUGGCCAUUGCUGAUCCGGAACGAUAUGUGCUAAAGCCUCAGCGGGAAGGCGGAGGGAACAAUCUCUAUGGGAAAGAGCUCAAGCAACUUCUGGAGAAGAUUAAAGACAGCCCUGAGAGGUCCUCCUAUAUCCUAAUGGAUAAGAUCACACCUCAGACAUCAAUGAAUUACUUGCUCAGGGCUCACAGUCCCCUGAAAAUAUCAGAAUGUAUCUCCGAGUUGGGGUUUUUUGGUGUCUACAUCAGGCAGGGGAAGGACAUUGUGGUGAAUAAGCACGUCGGUCACCUCUUGCGAACCAAGGCAGUUGAGCAUGCAGAUGGCGGGGUGGCAGCUGGGGUGGCUGUGCUGGAUACUCCCUAUGUGAUAUGAAGAGGAUACCUCCCACAUCUGUUGCCCUAACUGCUGCCAGAAGAGCUGUGAUUUCCUUUAGGGUUUGAUAACUUCAGUGUUUUGAUAAAUUUCUGUAAACAGGACCACAGGGACAUUCCCCCUCCUAGCACAGUGAUCACGGGGAGGGCACGUGCAAUCACACUUGUACCAAAUACUUUUGUGCUACUCCCCCGCCCCCCUAAGUCUUUCCUUUUUAAUUCUUCCCUCAGAAAGUCUUGGGUUCUCAUCUGAUCUUUUUGCCUUAUUGAUAACUUCACACAAGCUAAUCCACAGACCCAUCACCACCUCUGCUCCAGGCAGCCAGAUGUGAAUGUAACACUCUGAAUUGUCCUGAAUGCAGCUGCUUUCUCAGGAAUGAGGCCAACCUAUUGUUCAGAACUCCUUGUAACUAGGAGUUGGGAUUUCCAUAUGUACCCUGUUCAAGACACUACAGCUGCCCAGUCUCUCCUUAAGUGCCUGAUCCCAGAGGGUUAAAUGUGCCUUCCACGUUUUCUGCUUCUCAUUUAGUUGCUACCUAUGAGGGCAUUUGCUUUCUGGGCCAAAGGAAAGGAAGAUGGAGAACAGAAAUGAGGGUUGAUGGAUUUAGUUAAGGGCUUCCUACCCUAAUGCUGCUAGCCUCUGUAGUAGAGAGAGAGCCUGGAGCGAGGCCUGAACCAAAGUCAGCAAAAAAAAAAAGCUAUGAGCAAAAGUCAGACUAUCAAAAAGCAGCUGCUUGCUUACAGGUUCACUGUCUGGUACAUGCAUGAGGCAUACGCAUAGCUAGCAUUGCUAAAGCCCAGGCAUUCCGAAGAAGUUUUAGGUACAGGGUAUUAAUGUAAGCACAUUCCAGAAGGCUGGUCCAGGUACACCACAACAGAGUUAUGGAACAAACACAGUCCUAGGAGAGUGUACAGAAACACACCAACCCCAAGUAGGACAAAGAUAGAAGGCUAGAAUGAUGGAUGGAGAUGUCUUGUUCAAACCAGCACAAACAAGGUGUAGGGUUGGUAACCAAUCAUGCCAGGAGUGUAAUACGUAACUUGUUUGUAUCAAUGUAUAAAAGGAGAAAUCAUAGGAGGGGGCAACAGAAAAUCCUGCUGCUGACUGAGCUGAGCCCUUGUCAGUGGGCACUCAUGUUAGCUUACAUGUAACCAUGGAGCCAGGGGGCUAAUACUGUGUCUUAAGGGCAAUAAACCUGGCCGAGGGCCUUUGCCACCGAA
Molecule: messenger RNA, 3002 nt
Organism: Chelonia mydas (Green sea turtle)
Lineage: Eukaryota; Metazoa; Chordata; Testudines; Cheloniidae
Gene: GSS
Product: glutathione synthetase
Exons: 13
Coding region: 361-1782 (473 amino acids)
Biological process (GO): glutathione biosynthetic process
Cellular component (GO): cytosol
Molecular function (GO): glutathione synthase activity; ATP binding; glutathione binding
Source: RefSeq, a predicted model, not a curated record